Messenger RNA from Xylona heveae TC161, 1212 nucleotides. RefSeq lists its product as hypothetical. The record is from RefSeq and is a predicted model, not a curated record. Gene Ontology annotation, molecular function: DNA binding. Gene Ontology annotation, cellular component: nucleolus. Lineage: Eukaryota; Fungi; Ascomycota; Xylonomycetes; Xylonales; Xylonaceae. Gene Ontology annotation, biological process: rRNA processing; negative regulation of transcription by RNA polymerase II. The transcript has 3 exons. The coding region runs from base 1 to 1212 and encodes 403 amino acids.
AUGGUCUCCUUCUCAUGCGAGAACUGCGGCGAUAUCCUCACCAAGAAGAAGCUCGAUCCGCACCGCAACCGGUGUCGCGGCGCCAGUUUCACUUGCAUUGACUGUAUGGUGCAUUUCCACGGCACGGAAUACAGAAGCCACACGAGCUGCAUGACCGAAGCGCAGAAAUACCAAGGCCACUUGUACAGACCCGAGAAGGAAAAAUGCAAGGCGCCAAAUGGGAAGCAACAACAGCAACAACAAAGGCCCAAUAACAACAACAACAACAAUAACCGCGCAAACGCCAUUGCCACAAUCAAUGUGCCUCCCAAAGCACCCAGCCCUCCUGCUCCUCCCGCCGCCGCCGCCGCAGUCAACGUCUUUGACUACCUCGUGACGGACGAUUCUCCCAAUGCAUCGAAAAUGUCGCUCGGCCUCGUCCCCGCCCCGACCAACGGCGCGGCGCACGACGACGACCCUUCAUACGAGCGCAACGGAUACUCUUACGGCGCUGGACCUGUGACCGCAACCUCGCCCGCUGCGCGACAUGAACAAUCCGCCUUCCAGACUCCUGCCAAAGCAACAAAAACAACAACGACCGACGCUUCGUCAUCGACAACGAAAAAGGACAAGAAGCGCAAACGACACACCUCCGCGGACGACCAGGAGGAACAGAAACUGGCCCUUAAUGGCGCAGGACCACACUCGGACGAAAUGGCAAUCGAUACUCCGCCCGCCUUGCACUCCGGCCUGACGGGCGGUCUGAACCGCAUGGUCAUGGCCGGCGAGUAUCCUGCUACGCCAGACUACGAAGCGUCGCCCUCGAGUCCGUUAAAGCGCGCCAAGCCAACCCGUCAGUCUGCCGUCCCGACGACGACAAGUAUGGCGCUGACGAAGAUGAAUGGUACAACGAAUCGUGACGACCGCCACAGCCACCGUCACCGUCACCGUCGUCAUUCCGACAAGAACCCCGUGUCCCCCGCCGAAGAAGACGAAGAACAAGACCAGAAUCAACUCGUGCUGUACCGCUCCCGGGCCGAGCAUUUUCUUUCGUUUGUGACAAAGGGCCCCGAGAGCGAAAAGGGGUACAGCAUCAACAAGGCGCUGAAGCGGUACCACCGGGAGCGCCACGAUCGGGGUCUAGGCCUGGGUAAAGCCGACGAGGAGAAGGAGCUGUGGAAGAGCUUGAGGCUGAAGAAGAAUGAGCGGGGGGAGAUUGUUUUGAUUUCCUGA